Micropterus dolomieu (smallmouth bass) is the source of this 2259-nucleotide messenger RNA. RefSeq names its product cholinergic receptor, nicotinic, delta (muscle) (gene chrnd). Gene Ontology annotation, molecular function: acetylcholine-gated monoatomic cation-selective channel activity; transmembrane signaling receptor activity. Gene Ontology annotation, cellular component: postsynaptic membrane; neuron projection; synapse. Bases 116 to 1897 code for a protein of 593 amino acids. Lineage: Eukaryota; Metazoa; Chordata; Actinopteri; Centrarchiformes; Centrarchidae. The transcript has 12 exons. The record is from RefSeq and is a predicted model, not a curated record. Gene Ontology annotation, biological process: monoatomic ion transmembrane transport; signal transduction; nervous system process.
UCAGUGGUUUAAUGUCUUCUCUGUGGAAAAAAUAACCCUGUAAGAUGUGAUUUUUUGUGAGAUUGAACAGAUUUUUUAGUGUAAAUCUAAAUCACAAGUUCAAAUCUUUGAUGUGAUGUUAUUUCUGUCUCUGACCCGCCGCCUGUCUCUCUGUUUCCCGUACAGAGUGGAGGUGGAGGCAGCCGGCUGUUCAGGCCUGUUCUGUGUGUUUUCUAUUUUCUCUCCUCUGUGUUUCUGCAGCUGCUGCCUGUCACUCAGUCUCAGUCUUCUGGCAGAAGGUCGGUGGGUAAAAGGACGCCGGACUUCUCACCUCCAGUCAGCCAUGAAGCUUCAGUGUGCCGCUUUGGGCGCCGUGUUCCUGCUCUUUCUGCUCUCAUCUGAGUGCUGGGGCAGGAACGAGGAGGAGCGUCUGAUCAACUACCUGAUUAAAGAGCGAGGAUACAACAAAGAGCUGCGUCCAGUUAAGAGGCAGCAGGACGCCGUCGACGUUUAUCUUGCGCUCACUCUCUCCAACCUCAUCUCUCUGAAAGAAGUAGACGAGACACUGCUGACGAAUGUUUGGAUAGAUCAUACGUGGAACGACUACCGGCUCUCCUGGAAUACGACAGAGUUUGACGGCAUCGAUAUGCUUCGUCUGCCCACCAGCAUGGUGUGGCUGCCGGAGAUUGUGCUGGAAAACAAUAACGACGCCCAGUUCCAGGUGGCCUACUACAGUAACGUACUGGUGGAUAGUACUGGUCUGUGCUACUGGUUACCUCCCGCCAUCUUCCGCUCAUCUUGCUCCAUAAACGUCAACUACUUCCCCUUCGACUGGCAGAACUGCACACUCAAAUUCACCUCUCUGACCUACAAUGCAAAAGAGAUCAGUAUGCUGCUGAAGACAGAAAACCACUUGACAGACGAAAACAAGAAAUGGGAGGUUGAAUGGAUCAUCAUUGACCCUGAAGGCUUUACUGAGAACGGCGAGUGGGAGAUCAUCCACCGUCCGGCCAAGAGAAACACCUACAAGCACAUUCCCAUGGAGAGCAACAAGCAUCAGGACAUCACCUUCUACCUGAUCAUCAAACGCAAACCUCUCUUCUACAUCGUCAACAUCAUCAUUCCCUGCGUGCUCAUCUCCUUCCUGGCCUCGCUGGUCUACUACCUGCCUGCUGACAGUGGUGAGAAGAUGACCUUGUCCAUCUCAGUGCUACUGGCUCAGUCUGUCUUCCUGCUGCUGAUCUCUCAAAGGCUGCCGGAGACGUCCAUGUCUGUUCCACUUAUUGUCAAAUAUUUGAUGUUCAUCAUGGUGCUGGUGACGGUGGUGGUGUUGAACUGUGUGGUUGUCCUCAACCUGCACUUCAGGACACCGAGCACACACGUCAUGUCUGACUGGACCAAGAGGUUCUUCCUUGAGCGGUUGCCGCGCAUCCUGCGUAUGUCCCGCCCUGAAGAGGCGGAGCCAUACUGGGAUGGAGCGUUGCCACGGCGAUCCAGCUCAGUGGGCUACAUCACCUCGGCAGAGGAGUACUACAGCGUCAAGUCCCGCAGCGAGCUGAUGUUCGAGAAACAGUCGGAGAGACACGGACUGAUGACGCGAACCACACACGCAUCAGUUGUGAAGCCACAGGAAGAUGGAGGUGUGACGGACCAGCUGUAUGCAGAGAUUAAGCCGGCUGUGGACGGAGCAAACUACAUCAUCAAACACAUGCGCAACAAGAACGACUACAACGAGGAGAAAGAUAACUGGAGUGGUAUCGCUCGUACGGUGGACCGUCUCUGCCUCUUCCUGGUUACCCCAGUGAUGACCAUCGGCACCAUCAUCAUCUUCCUGAUGGGAAUCUGUAACCACCCUCCACAUCUGCCCUUUAAAGGAGACACAUACGACUACAGAGAGGAAAACCCACGCCUGCUGUGACACACAACACAGGCACAAUACUCUCCAGUGUUUCCCAUACGUUCAGUUAUUUGUGGUGUCAAUAUCAACGCUGACCGCCACAGAUGGAUUUUGUUUUUUUUUACUAGGCCUAUUUAAAAUUGUAUUUGAUUGCAGAGCACAGUAGCGCAUUUGCGCUGCACAUUCUCAACAUUCUGCUUGUCGCUUCUUCAUUAUAUUUGUGUGACAACUUUUUCAGGUACACAGCUGUGUGGGUGUGUUUUCUUAAAUGUGAAAUGAAUAACUACAUCAGUAUGUUACAGUUUUGAUUUGAUUAGCGUGGUUUGAAUAAACAUUUACACUUCGUUCUGACUCUCAUAUAUAAGAAUACAUCAUUCAGGUUU